This is a messenger RNA of Salvelinus sp. IW2-2015, 1308 nucleotides long. RefSeq lists its product as uncharacterized. NCBI's taxonomy places the organism in Eukaryota, Metazoa, Chordata, Actinopteri, Salmoniformes, Salmonidae. The record is from RefSeq and is a predicted model, not a curated record.
AUGGACAGCACUCAGAAGAUUGACCUGUUUGAAUGCCCCUCUCCUGCGCCAAGGAAGGAGGAGAUGGAGGAGGAGGAGGAGGAGGAAGAUGGGAAAAUCCUGCCCCCGCCCUCGUCGUCACGUCUACAGGCCCCCCGCGCCUCCGUCGGUCUACAGCCCCCGUCCCCGUCGGUCUACAGCCCCCGUCCCCGUCGGUCUACAGCCCCUCCCGUCUCGCGCGUCGGUCUACAGCCCCCGUCGAGCCCCCGUCCGUCGUGUUCUACAGCCCCUCCCGUCGGUCUACAGCCCCCGUCCCCGUCGGUCUACAGCCCCGUCCCCCCCCGCUCGCCGUCGGUCUACAGCCCCCUCCCGUCGGUCUACAGCCCCUGUCCCCUGCGUCGGUCCUUACAGCCCGUCCGUCGGGUCUACACGCCCCCGUCCCCGUCGGUCUACAGCCCCCUCCGCUUCUACACCCCCCGUCCCCGUCGGUCUACCAGCCCCCGUCCCCGUCGUCUACAGCCCCCCGCCCUCCCGUCAGUCUACAGCCCCCCGCCCUCCCGUCUGGUUAACCCCCCGUCCCCGUCGGUCUACAGCCCCGUCCCCGUCGGUCUACAGCCCCUCCCGUUCGGUCUCAGCCCCCGGUCGAGUCUACAGCCCCUCCUGUGCGCUCUACAGCCCCCGUCCCCGUCGGUCUACAGCCCCGUCCCCGUCGGUCUACAGCCCUCGUCCCCGUCGCCGUUCUACAGCCCCCGUCCCCGUCGCGUCUACAGCCCCGUCCCCGUCGCUCUACAGCCCCCGUACCCCGUCGGUCUAACCAGCCCCGUCCCCGUCGGUCUACAGCCCCCGUCCCCGUCGGGUCUUACAGCCCCUCCCGUCGGUCUACAGCCCCCUCCCGUCGGUCUACAGCCCCCGUUCCCCGUCGCGUCUACAGCCCCGUCCCCGUCGGUCUACAGCCCCCGUCCCCCCGUCGGUCUACCCAGCCCUCCUGGCGCUGUCAAGCUAGCCCCCGUCCCCGUCGGGUCUGACAGGCCCCUCUGUCGGUCUACAGCCCCCGUCCCGCCCGUCGUCAUACAGCCCUCCCGUCGCGUCUACCAGCCUCCGCGUCUACAGCCCCCUCCUGUCGGUCUACAGCCCCCGUCCCCCUCGUCUACAGCCCCUCCCCGACAGGUCUACAGCCCCCGUCGUCUACAGCCCCUCCUGUCCGGUCUACAGCCCCGUCCCCGUCGGUCUACAGCCCCUCUCGCUUCGUCUACGACCCCCCCCCCCCCCGGCACACCCCCCCGCCCACACCCCCCUCCCCCCCCCCCCCCCCCCCCCCCGGCACCAUGA